Rhododendron vialii is the source of this 1936-nucleotide messenger RNA. Its product is annotated as magnesium transporter MRS2-5. Gene Ontology annotation, molecular function: magnesium ion transmembrane transporter activity. The record is from RefSeq and is a predicted model, not a curated record. The coding region runs from base 551 to 1825 and encodes 424 amino acids. Gene Ontology annotation, biological process: magnesium ion transport; transmembrane transport. The transcript has 7 exons. Lineage: Eukaryota; Viridiplantae; Streptophyta; Magnoliopsida; Ericales; Ericaceae. Gene Ontology annotation, cellular component: membrane.
GCACAUUAUGCAGUUAUAUGACGGUUGCAAUAAUUGCAGCAUCGCGCGAGACCCAGAAACAGACAGAUCAGGAUUUAAUAAAUCAAGAAAGAAGAUCGACGGGUGCCAAAAGCUGAAAAGUGUUCAAAUCAAUCUCCCCCUAGCUUCGAAUUAUUGAGAAACUAUCGCGACAUCACCUAGCUUCGAAUCACCGCUACACUCCUCGGAUCACACCUGAAUUGGAAAACUCACAGUUCUCUCUGCAAAGGAGCUUGUUAUUGUCCUCAUACAUCAACGUUUGCGUUGCGGUCUUACAGAUUGACAAUUACACAAGUAUGGUCUUAAUGCUGGAAAAGCCUAUUACUUAACUUUUUGUGUCUCUUCAGAAAUGUACAAAGCUCAUUAGGAGCAUGAAUCGAAAGUGCUUUGAGUUGGAGUAGAUGUCUAUCAGCAUGUGCUCGGUAGGGUCCAGUCAGCACUGGGUUAGAACCCAUUUUUUCUGUGCGGAUGUGGACAUCUCUUCACUGCUCAUUUCUCAGAGCUGAAAUUGGAGGGGAAGUGGAAGAACUGAAUGCCAAUGGAAGGAUCCAUGUCCCCAUCUCUACCUUCUGGUCUUAUGGGAAAUCCCAGUUCUCAUAAUGCUGGAAGGGUGAUUUUAGAUGGAUACAGGAUUAAUCACAUUCCUGUAUCUGGUUUUCCCGGCUUGAAAAAGAGAAGUCAUGCACAUGUAAAUCGCUCUUGGAUAAAGAUUGAUCAGGGUGGGAACUCGAAGAUUUUGGAGCUUGACAAAGCUGCUAUCAUGAGGCAUUGUUCUUUACCAGCCAGAGAUCUCCGUCUUUUGGAUCCAUUGUUUAUCUACCCUUCCACGAUAUUAGGUCGAGAAAAUGCUAUUGUGGUUAGUCUUGAGCAGAUUAGAUGCAUAAUCACAGCUGACGAGGUAAUAUUGAUGAAUUCCUUGGAUGCAAAUGUUGUUCUAUACAAGUCCGAAUUGUGCAAACGCCUGCAGUCAAAUAAAGAACAGUCUGAUGAUCUGCCUUUCGAAUUCAGGGCGCUGGAGCUCGCUUUGGAAUUAACAUGCAUGUCUCUUGAUGCUCAGGUGAAAGAGUUGGAAAUGGAGAUACAUCCGGUGCUUGAUGAACUAGCAUCAUCUAUCAGCACUCUUAAUCUAGAACGUGUCCGUAGGUUCAAAGGCCAGCUCCUUGCCUUGACUCAGCGAGUGCAGAAGGUCUGUGAUGAAAUAGAACAUCUUAUGGAUGACGACGGUGACAUGGCUGAGAUGUACCUGACGGAGAAGAAGCUGAGAAAGGAGGCUUACACAUCGAGCGAAUUAUACAGCCAAACUGAAGAAUCUGGUGGGGCUGGAGUGGUGUCAAAAUCUGCACCUGUUUCACCUGUGGGUUCCACCAGUGGAGUGCGAAAGUUACAAAGAGCUUUCAGCUGCUUAAGCUCAAGCAAACAUGGAAGCUUAAGUAGUUCAUCCAAUAGCGGGGAAAACAUUGAUCAACUUGAAAUGUUGCUUGAAGCCUAUUUUGUUGUCUCCGAUAAUACUCUCAACAAGUCGUCAUCACUUAAAGAGUACAUUGAUGAUACUGAGGAUUUGAUCAACAUUAAACUGGGUAAUGUGCAGAACCAGCUGAUACAAUUUGAGUUGCUUUUGACGGCAGCUACCUUUGUGGCAACUAUAUUUGCCGUUGUGGCUGGGGUCUUUGGAAUGAACUUUGAGGAUUCAAUAUUUGACUACCCAUUUGCAUUCCACUGGGUUCUGAUUACAACCGGAGUUUUCUGUGGGAUGUUAUACAUUUCUUUCUUGUUUUAUUUUAGGCACAAGAAAGUCUUCCCUUUGUAAAUCGGAUAGCAGGGAAAACUGGUUCGUUGGAGCCGAUAAUUGAAUUCUUUGAUCGAUAUGGUACUUUCUUGAGCUUUCAGUGAUUAGAAUAAGCUUUUCGGCAUCAAUUUA